AUGAAGUUCCCAUAUAUGCAGAUGUUUUGUCUGAUUUUCAUCUUCUUCCCAACUGUAAUAUCAGCAGCGGAUGUCUUUCCAGGUUCAACCCUGUAUGCAUCAAACCCACAAAAUUCAUGGGAUUCUCCGAACGGAACAUUCUCACUUUCCUUCAUACAAGAAGCUGAAAACAUCUACUUUGCUGCCAUAAUCUACAACGGAAUUCCCGUUUGGAAAGCUGGUGGAGAUCCACGUAGUGCCGUAAAUUCCUCCGCCGCCCUCCGCUUCCUUGCCGACGGUAACCUCCAGCUCGUCUACACCUCGACAGGUUUUGUGGUCUGGCAGUCGAAUACUGCUGGACGGGGCGUCUCCAGGGGUACCCUUGAUAAUUCAGGCAACUUCAUACUCAGUAAUGGAAGUGGUCCAGUAUGGACUACCUUUGAUAAUCCCACUGAUACAAUUCUCCCAGGGCAAAACUUUACUGUCGACCAAGUUUUGCGAUCUGGAUUGUAUUCGUUUCACCUAUUAAGGUCUGGAAAUAUGACUCUUCGAUGGAAUGAUACGAUUGUCUAUUAUUCCUCUACUGGGAUUAACGGUUCAUUAGCUAACUCGAGCUUGACUUCUCCAAGCUUAGGUCUUCAACAACCAGUUGGGAUCUUUUCACUUUUUGACCCAACGCUUUCAAAUCCAUUGAUUAUGGCUCGUAGCAGUGAUUAUGGUGAGGUUACUGAUGAUUCUAUUCGGUUCGUGAAGUUGGAGAGUGAUGGGAAUUUGAGAACUUAUAGUUCUGCUAGGAAUAGUGGAAGUGGGAACAAAAUUGUGAGAUGGACUGCUAUUAGUGACCAGUGUCAAGUUUUUGGUUAUUGUGGGAACAUGGGAAUUUGCAGCUAUGAUGAUGACUUCAAUCCGGUGUGUGGAUGUCCAUCGGAGAAUUUUGAUCCGAUUGAUCCAAAGGAUCCUAGGAAGGGUUGUAAGAGGAAAGUAGAAAUUGCGGAUUGUUCGGCUCGAGCAAUGUUGUCGUUGAAUCAUUCUACGUUGUUAACAUACCCUCCAGAGACGAGUUCGCAGGUUCACUCAGCAAGUAUCACAGCGUGCAAGUCUUUAUGUCUCUCUGAUAAUUUGUGUUUGGGUUCAACUUCCUUAGCAGACGGGACAGGAGUUUGUUAUUUAAAACUAUCAGAAUUUAUCAGUGGAUAUCAAUCGCCAACGCUUACUAGCACGUCUUAUGUCAAGUCAAAAACCUAA
Messenger RNA from Fraxinus pennsylvanica, 1224 nucleotides. NCBI's taxonomy places the organism in Eukaryota, Viridiplantae, Streptophyta, Magnoliopsida, Lamiales, Oleaceae. The record is from the annotation of a GenBank genome assembly.